Numida meleagris (helmeted guineafowl) is the source of this 9050-nucleotide messenger RNA. RefSeq names its product GTPase activating protein and VPS9 domains 1 (gene GAPVD1). The coding region runs from base 978 to 5363 and encodes 1461 amino acids. The record is from RefSeq and is a predicted model, not a curated record. NCBI's taxonomy places the organism in Eukaryota, Metazoa, Chordata, Aves, Galliformes, Numididae. Gene Ontology annotation, biological process: vesicle-mediated transport; regulation of GTPase activity. Gene Ontology annotation, cellular component: endocytic vesicle; cytosol. The transcript is spliced from 26 exons. Gene Ontology annotation, molecular function: guanyl-nucleotide exchange factor activity; small GTPase binding.
AGUGAGUCUGGAGUCUGCUGAAGGCCUGUAUGUGUCACGGUUCCAGCUUUCCAUCUCUAGUGUUCUCAGACAUCUGCCAGACGUGGAAGGUGAACACCCACUUGCUUGCACUGUUAUUUGCUGUGCUUGCAUGACUUUGGAAUAAUUCGUUUUAAAAACUGGUAAUAGGAGUGAAUGAGGUGUUCCUCAUCUGCAGAGGUAUAUUUUGGUAGCAAUUGGUAGUUGCCAGCAAGUUUAAUGUUUUGGAGGACUGUAAAGCCAAGGAAGCUGCUGAUCCCUUUCUCGUGUACGUAGGGCACAAACUGCUGUCAAGCAGUCUGCAUCUUGCCCUGUGGAUUUUCACAGUUCCUGAGAAAACAGCCGUGCUUACUAACCUCCCACAGCUCAGUUUCGAAGCAGUUCUCCUCUCACUUUCGUUACGUUUGUGUUCUGCAGUGGAGAUAGAGAAGAGACUCAAAGAUAGUGGCAAGUUGAUAGGGUAUUGAUAGGUGACAUUACAGAUUCAGCAGUGUUGUUCUGUGGAAGUCUUUUCUACUGUUCUGUUGCACUUUUUGCUUGCUGACCAGACAUGUUGUAUGCAUGCGUAUUCAGACUCCAGGCUAUCUGGGUGUUGUACUUGCUUUCUGAGUAUUAACUGAUUUUUUUUUUUAAUUUCUCCUUUGAUUGAUUGCCCUUAGCUCUAGAAGAAGUUAUUGGUGAUCUAAAAGCUGCAUCAAUGAUUGCUUACUAAGAAAUAGUGUGUUCUUUCCAGGCUGCUGUUGUCUUUUGUGCUGACUGGAAUUCUGGGGGAACCACUUGAACUAACUUUCUGUUCAGAAACAUAGAGCCUCCAAGUGAACACCUUCAGUUAAUUAAAACCAUUAAGGUUUGGGGAACUAUGAGCACCUUUAAAUACAGCCUUACACUGGAAAGCAUCUGAAAAGACGGAAGAUAGUUCUACAGAUCUCAUACAAGUACUGUGUAGUCUGCUGUCAAAGAUGGUGAAGCUGGAUAUACACACGCUGGCUCAUCACCUCAAGCAGGAACGACUGUAUGUAAACUCAGAAAAGCAACUGAUUCAGAGGCUGAAUGCAGACGUAUUGAAGACAGCUGAAAAGCUGUACCGCACAGCAUGGAUUUCCAAGCAGCAACGGAUUAACUUGGACAGACUGAUCAUAACAAGUGCGGAAGCUUCUCCUGCUGAAUGCUGUCAGCAUGCUAAAAUCUUGGAGGAUACGCAGUUUGUGGAUGGAUAUAAGCAGUUGGGAUUUCAGGAGACUGCUUAUGGAGAAUUCCUAAACAGACUGAGAGAGAACCCUAGGCUUAUUGCGUCCUGUCUGGUUGCUGGAGAGAAGCUCAACCAGGACAACACUCAGAGUGUCAUUCACACGGUCUUUACCUCCAUUUAUGGCAACUGCAUUAUGCAGGAGGAUGAGAGCUACCUCCUGCAGGUCCUUCGUUACUUGAUUGAGUUUGAACUUAAGGAAAGUGACAACCCUAGGCGGCUGUUGAGACGAGGCACUUGUGCUUUCAGCAUCUUGUUCAAACUUUUCUCUGAAGGACUUUUUUCUGCGAAACUCUUUCUUACUGCAACUUUACAUGAGCCAAUCAUGCAGCUUCUGGUCGAAGAUGAAGAUCACCUGGAAACUGAUCCAAACAAAUUAAUUGAGAGAUUCUCUCCAGUCCAACAGGAAAAGUUGUUUGGAGAGAAAGGCACAGAAAAAUUCAAGCAAAGAGUUCAAGAAAUGGUUGACUCCAAUGAGGCGAAGCUGGUGACCUUGGUGAACAAAUUCAUUGGCUAUCUCAAACAAAAUACGUACUGUUUUCCACAUAGCUUGCGAUGGAUCGUGUCACAAAUGUACAAAACGCUCUCAUGCGUAGACAGGCUGGAGGUUGGGGAGGUCAGAGCAAUGUGCACAGAUCUCCUUCUAGCAUGUUUCAUCUGUCCUGCAAUUGUUAAUCCAGAACAGUAUGGGAUAAUUUCUGAUGCUCCUAUAAACGAAGUGGCAAGAUUUAAUCUGAUGCAGGUUGGGAGACUUCUGCAGCAAUUGGCAAUGACAGGUUCUGAAGAGGGAGAUCCACGUAUGAAGAGCAACCUUGCGAAAUUCGACAAAAGCUGUGUUGCAGCUUUCCUGGACGUCGUUAUUGAUGGGCGUGCAGUUGAAACUCCUCCCAUGUCUUCAGUUAACCUUCUGGAGGGGCUGAGUAGAACAGUGGUUUACAUGACGUACAGCCAGCUAACUACUCUGGUUGGUUUUAUGCGAAAUGUAAUGUUGAGCGAUCAGCUUAAGGAAGAUCGGAUGGCUUUGGAAAACUUGCUAGCAAACUUACCCCAGAACAAACCAGGGAAAAGCAGCAGCCUUGAGAUGACUCCGUAUAACACCCCACAGCUCUCUCCUGCUACCACUCCAGCUAACAAAAAAAAUCGAUUACCGAUAGCAACUCGUAGCAGAAGUAGGUCAAAUAUUCUCAUGGAUCAGCAUGGGGAUCAUGAGGGGUCCUCCCAGGAGACCAUCCCAGAAGUUCAGCCGGAAGAAGUGCUGGUGAUUUCCUUGGGAGCAGGUCCACAGAUUACUCCAGGCAUGAUGUCAGAAAAUGAGGUCUUAAAUAUGCAGCUUGCAGAUGGCGGACAAGGAGAUGUCCCUGUUGAUGAAAACAAACUCCAUGGUAAACCUGAUAAAACCUUGCGCUUUUCACUCUGCAGUGAUAAUCUGGAAGGAAUAUCUGAAGGUCCUUCAAAUCGUUCCAACUCAGUAUCAUCUUUGGAUUUGGAAGGGGAGUCUGUGUCAGAGCUUGGUGCGGGUCCCUCUGGGAGCAAUGGUGUUGAAGCUCUGCAGCUGCUGGAGCACGAACAAGCCACAACUCAGGAUAAUCUUGAUGACAAGCUCCGUAAAUUUGAAAUCCGUGAUAUGAUGGGGUUGACUGAUGACAGAGAUAUAUCAGAAACUGUGAGUGAAACUUGGAGUACAGAUGUCUUGGGUAGUGACUUUGAUCCAAAUAUUGAUGAAGAUCGCUUGCAAGAAAUUGCAGGUGCAGCUGCAGAGAACAUGCUAGGCAGCUUGCUGUGUUUACCAGGUUCAGGAUCUGUGUUGCUUGAUCCUUGCACAGGUUCAACCAUAUCAGAAACCACAAGCGAGGCCUGGAGCGUGGAAGUAUUACCAAGUGAUUCAGAGGCCCCAGACCUAAAACAGGAGGAAAGACUGCAAGAACUGGAAAGCUGUUCUGGGCUGGGCAGCACAUCAGAUGACACAGAUGUAAGGGAGGUCAGUUCUCGACCCAGUACACCAGGCCUCAGUGUAGUAUCAGGUAUUAGUGCAACAUCUGAAGAUAUCCCUAAUAAGAUUGAGGAUCUCAGGUCUGAAUGUAGCUCUGACUUCGGGGGGAAAGAUUCUGUGACAAGUCCUGACAUGGAUGAAACAGCUCAUGGAGCCAGUCAGUUGACAUCUCCUCCUUCUCAGACAGAUUCUUUGCUUGCAUUGUUUGACCCUCUGUCGUCAAAUGAGGGUGCAUCAGCUGUCGUACGGCCUAAAGUACACUAUGCUAGACCAUCUCACCCACCACCGGAUCCGCCAAUUUUGGAAGGAGCUGUGGGAGGCAAUGAGGCCCGAUUACCAAACUUUGGGUCUCACACUUUAAUUCCAACUGAUUUAGAAGCAUUCAAGCAGAGGCACUCUUAUCCGGAGAGGCUUGUACGCAGCAGGAGUUCAGAUAUAGUGUCGUCAGUUCGGAGACCUAUGAGUGAUCCUGGGUGGAACAGACGUCCUGGUAAUGAGGAGAGGGAGCUUCCAAUGCCAACCACCAACACAGGGACAGCUGUUUUGAUGGCUACAUCUCAGUCAUCAUCUUCAUCUCCCAGUAAAGACUCCUCUAGGGGAGAGAUUGAUGAGCGAAAAGACAGCGAUGAUGAGAAGUCGGACAGAAACAAGCCAUGGUGGAGAAAACGUUUUGUGUAUGCCAUGCCCAAAGCUCCAAUUCCAUUUAGAAAGAAAGAAAAACAGGAAAAAGACAAAGAUGAUAUGGUACCUGACAGAUACUCAACACUACAAGAUGAUCCGAGCCUGAGGCUCAGCACGCAGGCUCAAGCUGCGGAAGAUAUUCUGGACAAGUACAGGAAUGCAAUUAAGCGAACCAGUCCUAGUGAAGGAGCUUUAGUAAACUAUGACAGUGGAGAGACUACAGGGGAUGGUGAGAGUGUGCAUGACUCUCCACGUGAUGAGGCUUUGCAGAACAUGUCUGCAGAUGAUCUACCGGACUCUGCAAGUCAAGUAGCUCAGCCACAGAGUUCUGCUUUCUCCUAUAGGGAUGCAAAGAAGAAAUUGAGGUUGGCUCUCUGUUCAGCAGAUUCUGUUGCCUUUCCAAUGCUGACACAUUCAACGAGGAAUGGUCUACCAGAUCACACGGACCCUGAAGAUAAUGAAAUCGUGUGCUUCUUGAAAGUUCAGCUAGCUGAAGCUAUUAACCUUCAAGACAAGAACUUGAUGGCCCAGCUGCAAGAAACAAUGCGAUGCGUAAGCCGGUUUGAUAACAGGACCUGUCGGAAGCUGCUAGCCUCUAUUGCAGAGGACUAUAGGAAAAGAGCUCCAUAUAUCGCUUAUUUAACUCGAUGUCGCCAAGGCCUGCAGACAACGCAGGCACACUUGGAAAGGCUAUUGCAAAGAGUUCUGCGAGAUAAAGAAGUGGCCAAUAGAUACUUUACAACAGUGUGCGUGAGGUUACUGCUGGAGAGCAAAGAAAAGAAAAUCAGGGAGUUUAUUCAAGAUUUCCAGAAACUUACGGCAGCAGAUGAUAAAACAGCCCAAGUUGAAGAUUUUCUUCAGUUCUUAUAUGGAGCAAUGGCUCAGGAUGCCAUAUGGCAGAAUGCCAGUGAAGAACAGCUUCAGGAUGCACAAUUAGCUAUAGAGCGCAGUGUAAUGAAUCGUAUUUUCAAACUUGCAUUCUACCCUAAUCAGGACGGAGAUAUUUUGCGUGACCAGGUCCUUCAUGAGCACAUACAGAGGCUAUCUAAAGUGGUGACUGCAAACCACAAAGCACUUCAGAUUCCUGAGGUAUAUCUCCGGGAGGCACCGUGGCCAUCUGCACAGUCUGAAAUCCGCACAAUAAGCGCUUACAAAACCCCCCGAGACAAAGUGCAGUGUAUCCUGCGAAUGUGUUCAACCAUUAUGAACCUGCUUAGCCUGGCAAAUGAAGAUUCAGUGCCUGGGGCAGAUGAUUUUGUUCCUGUUCUGGUCUUUGUUCUCAUAAAGGCAAAUCCACCUUGCUUGCUGUCCACUGUUCAGUACAUAAGUAGUUUCUAUGCCAACUGCUUAUCUGGAGAAGAAUCCUAUUGGUGGAUGCAGUUCACAGCUGCAGUUGAAUUCAUUAAAACUAUUGAUGAUCGCAAGUAACUCAGCACAUACAUGGGCAGACUGUUAGCAGAAGAGUCUGACAGAAUGUACAACAGCUGCGAAAGCUAAGAAGAGACUUUCCUUGUAUAAUAUUGUACAGAAUCGAGGCAUUUUAAAACACACCUUUACUAAUCAAAUUAAUUUAACAGGUUUUCCUCUUCUCUUUUGGUUGCGUUUUUCUCCCCUAUAGAUACUGGCACUGCAAAAGGGACCACAGUUUUCAGGUAUUUUGGAAUCUCAAAACAUACAGGAAAGUCUUUGUGGUUUUUCCACCACCCCUUUUCCUGAAUUCUUACUCACAUGGAUAAUUCACUUCAUUUCUAAUGGAACACUGAAACAAGAAGAAUCAGGGCAACCACUUAGUGUACUUUCUAGCUUAAUACACCUUUUCUUAAUAAAACACCAGCCACACUGAAAGUUUGUAGUAGGUGACGUUAGUUACCAACUGUAUUUCACCUAAAUUGAAAAUCAGAGAGGACAGUGUAAAUAUUAUAUAACUAUAUUUAAUGCAUUGCAAUUAUCUUUGGACUCAUUAUCCUUUGAAUAAACAAGCGAAAGCCUCUCUGACCUCUAACAGGUUGUUACGUACUGCGUUUUGGUAAAUGAAAGGACUUCCUCAAAAAGGCAAAGAUUAAAAAAGGGCAAACGGAACUAUUUAUUAAAAUGUAAUUAAGAGUACUGAAAUUCCCAAAACUGGAAUUUAUAGUAGACAGGGCUUGUUAGAUAGCUAAACACUUUUUGGCUAGGGCAUUAGGGCACUAUAAAGGUUUGAAUAUGUAAAGGAGAGGGUCUGUAAGUUACAAUAGAUAAGCCUAAUAUAAAAGAGGAGUAAUAAAGUACCUUACUGUAAUAUUUUUUCUGAAAUAUUGUGUAUACUGUACAAACCCCAAACAGAGAUCCUUAACAGAACCUUGGGCUGUAAUAUAUAUUUUGAUUAGUGACAUUAAAUACAUAUACCAGGGGUUUCAGUGAAUGUUUUUACUAAAUGUUCUUCAUGUUGUCUGCUAUGCAGCAGUGCAAGUUUUACUGUUCAUAUAAAAUAUUUUAAAAUAUAACACUGUUCUUUAUGAAACAUAUCAUGACAUCAGUUCAGGGUGUUUUAUAGAUUUCCCACCCCACCUUUCCCUUAAACUGACAAUUAUGAAUUCAAAGAAGUUUUUAUGCACAAUACCACGUGGAUUUUUCAUGAAUGAAGUGGUCUGAGUGAUGGCCGGUGGCUGUCACACGUAUACAAGCAAUUGCUGUUCUUUUUUUAGCUAGAAUUACACUGAAAAAGGACAGCGAGCCUUUAUGUUUUUCAUGUCAGUAUUAUUCUUUGCUCUUCCCGGAGCGUGGAGCGCACUUCUGACAGAAGGACACGUUAAGAUGUGGUGUCUGUGAGUGGCAAAGGAAAGAAAAUCUUUCUCACGUUCUUUGCAAAAUACGUUUGUUUUGGUUUUGUGUUCGUGUGUGUAUUUUGAUGAUUAAAACCUGUAAGCAACUAGUACUCCAGAAAAUAAUUUGGUUAACUGAAAUUAGAACAAGUUAUUUAAAUUAUCAAGUGCUUGGUUUGGCUGUGCUACUUGUCAAGGCAUCAUUAAAGAAACUUAUUUACUAGGACUCUUCUAAUAUGUAAUUCGGUAUGGCACUUUUGCCAAGCUAAUCCUAAGUGAGAGAGUGGAAUGGAAACUUUUAUUUAGAGUCUUUCUGCUCUGUGAGAGACUUCAUUCUGUGCAGGAGCGAUGCUCGAUAGAAACGGAAUUCUCUGAUUGCCUUACUGCGGUAACUCAGUGUGCAGCACUGCAAUACUCCGGUUAUUUAGCCUUGAUGGGUUUUUGGUGCUGAACAUGUAACUUAAUAUUGCAAGCACAGCCCUGACCAAUAACACUCAGAAGCGAAGCACAAAUAUGCCCUGGAAGAAAUGGCCAGAUCAUAUCUAAAAGCAAUAUAAACUUAUUUAUAGUGAAGUCUCCUUAAUAUUUAAUUAUUACUUGAGUAUUAGAGAUGUUAAGACCAAUGUAUGAAAGUUCCUUUAGUCCUGCAGUUUGGCUUUUAGUUGAGGAGAAUAUCUGAUCCUUAAAUUGGUCUUGUUCUGAAUUGUACUCGUUUAAAGGAUGGCACAAAGACACUAAGCUGGUGGUCGCCCUGUGCAUCGCUUCCCUUUGCCUGCUGGCAGACGGGGUUUAAUCAGCAUCAUCACGUCUUUCAGAUUUGCUCUCCUUUAUGGAAGGGGUAAGAACCAUUUCCUUUGCAAUCUGUAUUACGUUGUGUGGGAAAAUGCUUAAAAGAACUGGAGUCAUUCUGAAAAAUUAUUUUAAAAACAGUAUUUGUUUCGAUGUGCCCCAGAUUAGGUGAGAGUCCUCAUUGCAAAAUUGUCCUUUGCUUUUCUUUUUUUUCUUAAACAACUCCAAAAGUUCCUUAGAUAGCAUUGCUAGGUGUAGUUAGAGAAUUAGGUUUUCUGAAGAAUUAAAAAUCUUCCUGUAAUAUUUUCCCCUGGUGUCCUGUAAUGUUUUAUUUUAAAAUUAUAAAUUACAUGUAUAGGAAGUGAUGUUGUUAGAUUUUGGUGUGCAAUAGUAAAUGUGAAAAGACAGCGCAUAAAGGACCAAAAGUGACAGAACUGUUGCCAAAAGGUGCCAGCCAACCACGUACACCUGUUUCUGUAAACUUGGUGCUUUCUCUUAAAAUGACUUCAACAACCGAAGGACAAAUGGGACAUUUGGAGGGAAAGGUUAUGGGGGGGUCAUUCGCAGUAGGUUGCAUUUGUAGACUGGAGGCCUGGCUGCUGACUUGAGCUCUGGUUGUUGGCUUGUCUGGAGGAACUGCCAAGUUAAACAAUGGCAUAACUGUCCCUGUUAAUUUUGCUAAGGUGGUGGUUUCCUUUUUUGGGGGAAGAGGAGUGAAAGAAAAGGGCUGGUUCUUUCACCCCUGAGAAAUUACCGUUUUUUACUCUUAAGUAAGAAUUCUCUUUAAGGCUUUUUUAGAUCCUCUUUAAGGAGAAUUGGAAUGGGUAUGGCCUAUUAAUUAUUUGAGUUUAGAGGUUUUUGUUUUGAAGACCUUAUACUACCAAAUGCUGAAUGUAACUGCCAUAAAUUUCAGGAAAAAAAGCCACGAUCCUGUUUCCUGUAGGUGAGUUUCUGGUGAGCACAGUGUCGGUUCGUCGUGCUUGGAAACGUUAACGUUCUUUAAGCCAAAUUAGAGCGGAAGUUUGAGAACUGACUGCUGCGUUAAAACGGCAGCGUGUAGAGGAAGGCUGGUGGGGCAGAAAAGGAGCAGCAGGAAAAGGCAGACCUGUUUAGCAGCAAAGAUUCAAGCAAGUGAAGCAUGUGUGUGUGAAAUCGAGUGUAACUUAUGUGGCUGUGCUGCAGCACCGACUGUGCAGCCUUAGGCUGGCAGCAGGACGGGAGAGCCGGAGCAGCAGGACAGGGCGGGCGGGCAGCUCUGAGCUGGGUAACAGCUGGUGCCUUGGUUGAGCCUGUACUACUGGAGAAUUAACCUCUGCUGAGUUCGUAGUGUGUGUUCUGUACCUUUUAAUUGUGCUUUACCUCUAUUUAAAAGCUUUGUACUGCCUCUCCUGUUUGAAACUGGUAAAGCCUUUAUACGUCUAAAUCAGUGAGCUUGCACAAUCUUGUACACAGGAAAUCCAUCUUGUCUCUAACGUGAUUAUUCAUGUAUUAUUCUGUAAAAUCUGAUUAAAAGGAGAGCAGUUGA